Dama dama (fallow deer) is the source of this 2735-nucleotide messenger RNA. It is a transcript of the gene NUBPL, whose product is annotated as NUBP iron-sulfur cluster assembly factor, mitochondrial. Lineage: Eukaryota; Metazoa; Chordata; Mammalia; Artiodactyla; Cervidae. Gene Ontology annotation, biological process: iron-sulfur cluster assembly; mitochondrial respiratory chain complex I assembly. Gene Ontology annotation, cellular component: mitochondrion. Gene Ontology annotation, molecular function: ATP binding; 4 iron, 4 sulfur cluster binding; ATP-dependent FeS chaperone activity. The transcript has 11 exons. Bases 30 to 1025 code for a protein of 331 amino acids. The record is from RefSeq and is a predicted model, not a curated record.
GGCUUGGGCUUCAGGCAGUAUUCCGCGUCAUGGGGGUUUGGCUGCGUUUGCUGGUGUCUAGUGGAGUGUCGCUUCGGCGCUGCGGCGGGGCCUGUGUCCCGCUUGGGGGAAGCCGACUGUUGAUUUGUCGGCGCCAGUUCUCUGGCGCUGAGAGUGAGACCCUAAAACAAAGAAGAUCACAAAUCAUGUCUCGAGGACUUCCGAAGCAGAAACCGAUAGAAGGUGUUAAACAAGUUAUAGUUGUGGCUUCUGGAAAGGGUGGAGUUGGAAAGUCUACUACAGCAGUGAACCUUGCACUUGCUCUAGCAGCGAAUGAUUCGUCGAAGGCUGUUGGUUUGUUAGAUGUGGAUGUGUAUGGCCCUUCAAUUCCAAAGAUGAUGAAUCUGAAAGGCAAUCCCGAAUUAUCACAGAGCAACUUAAUGCGGCCUCUUUUGAAUUAUGGUAUUGCUUGUAUGUCCAUGGGCUUCCUGGUUGAAGAGACUGCCCCCCUUGUUUGGAGAGGUCUUAUGGUAAUGUCAGCCAUUGAGAAACUGUUGAGGCAGGUAGAUUGGGGUCAGCUGGACUACCUGGUUGUUGACAUGCCACCAGGAACUGGAGACGUACAGUUAUCAGUCUCGCAGAAUAUUCCCAUUUCAGGUGCUGUCAUUGUCUCCACGCCUCAGGACAUUGCACUGAUGGAUGCACACAAGGGGGCUGAGAUGUUUCGAAAAGUCCACGUGCCUGUUCUGGGCCUUGUCCAAAAUAUGAGUGUUUUCCAGUGUCCAAAAUGUAAACACAAAACUCAUAUUUUUGGUGCUGAUGGUGCAAGGAGACUAGCACAGACCCUUGACCUUGAUAUUCUAGGAGACAUCCCCUUACAUCUUAACAUAAGGGAAGCUUCAGAUACAGGCCAGCCAAUUGUGUUUUCACAGCCUGAAAGUGAUGAGGCCAAAGCCUACCUAAGGAUUGCUACUGAAGUGGUAAGAAGAUUGCCACCACCUCCAGAGUCAUUCCCCAAGUGUCUUGGAAAUUUGCCUGGUCAUUGACAGUUAAGACCUUUGGAAAUCAGCUGUAUGGUGGUGAAACCUUCAGAACAAUAGCAAUUAUAAUUGUUUUUCUUGUAUUUCUAAAGAAAUAAUGUCCAGUCUUCAGAUUUGAUUUGCUAAACAAUGACUCACAAAUAAAAAUUUUACAUACCAAUGCUUAAAUUAAAAAAAAUUUUUUUUUAAUGCUUAGGAAUAUUUUUGAAAGUUGUGUGCCAGCAUCCCAGAACUGCAUUUUAUUUUAUUGAACUAUCCCCUUAAGGAAUCACGAGUUAAUAUUACACGCCCAACCUUCAGUUCAGGAGAGAACCAUGCUCUUUCUGCAGGACUGUAGAGUUAAAGGAUUUACUGAGAAUGAGUAUGGAUGUGAGGAUGACAAUUCUCCAUCAGGCAGUGUGGUCUGGAUCCUGCAUCUAGAACUAUCUUGGACCCUUUCUUAAUACAGAUGAACUUCUGCUUCUUCAUCUGGACUAGACUCUCCCCUAGACUUUAUGAAUCUGAAUUUCCAGGGAUGGGUCUGGACGUGUAUAUUUUUAACAAAUAAAUUAUAAUGAUUUUGAUUGUUUUGAUUAUGAUGACAAUAAUAAUAAUAAUAACUAACAUUUAUCAAGUGUUUUCUUAUGUCCUUAUAGUUACUCUUUCAUUGAUAUGAGUGGAGUACUGUUGUUAUCUCUGCUUUAUAGAGGGGGAAGUUGAGAUGUGGGAAAGUUAAGUAUUGUAUUGAGUGUUACUAUUCUAGCAAGUGGAGGUUUGAACUUGAGCAGUUGGAUACUGGAUCCUUCCUUUUGUACACCGCACGGGCAUUUAUUUAUUUCAAAAGAGGAAGGUGAACAUAGUGUUCAAAAUUUCUCCAGCUUAUUUGACCAUUAACUUUCCCACCUCCCCUUCCCCUUUAGGAGCAUUUCAUGAAGUUCAUAUUUCAAAGAACACACCUUGAAAAACAUCUUUUCUGGUUGAGGCUCAGAGAGAGUCAAGGGCUUCCCAAAGUACUGAUAAGAGUUAUUAGUUAAUCCUCACUUAUAAGGAGGUGGUCUGUGACCUUUGGCAGAUGCCUGAGUUUCUUUUCUCUGUAGUUAAGCAGCCAGAAAAUUAGGUGAAGAGUUACAUAUCAUUAUAAACAUGUUUUUGCACACUUGUUUUCACAUUAAAAAACUAUGCAUAAAUGUUUAUAGCGGCUUUAUUUGUAAUAGCCAAAACAACCCAAAGUUUUUCACUGAGUAAAUGGUUUGACAACCAGUAAUACAGCCAUACCAUGGAAUACUACUCAGUGAUGAAAAAGAACAAAAUAUGAAUACAUGCAACGACCUGGAUAAACUCCAGAUAAUUAUGCUGAAUGCAAAAGUAAUCCCAAAAGGUUGUGUACCAUAUGAUUCAACUUAACAUUCUUGAAAUGACAGAAUUAUAGAAAUGGAGAACAGAUGAGUGGUUUUCAGAGGUUAAGGGGGAGGUUGGUGAUGGGGGGAGGGAAUUGUGUUUGUGGCUGUACAAUGGCAACAUGAGAGAUCCUUUGGAGGGUGGAAAUGUUCUGUAUCAUGACUAUAUCAAUGUCAGUAUCUUGGUUGUGAAAUUGCGCAAUAGUUUUGCAAGAUGUUACCACUGGAAGAAACUGGGUAAAGGGCACAAUGAAAUUUCUCUGUUUUAUUCCUUACAAGCUGCAUGUGAAUCUACAAAUACCUCAAAAUAAAAAUAAAAGUAUAAUUUAAAAAAAAAAAA